Molecule: messenger RNA, 1029 nt
Organism: Gadus macrocephalus (Pacific cod)
Lineage: Eukaryota; Metazoa; Chordata; Actinopteri; Gadiformes; Gadidae
Product: zinc finger BED domain-containing protein 4-like
Exons: 1
Coding region: 55-1029 (324 amino acids)
Molecular function (GO): DNA binding
Source: RefSeq, a predicted model, not a curated record
GAUUGCAACUGCUUAUGCUACCCAAUUUAACUUGUGUCACAUUAUUUUCCUCCAAUGCAGAUGGAUGUGCCAACAGGAAAGACACGAGCCAAAAGUGCAGUGUGGGACUACUACAGCCAGUCAGGUGGUGUAGGUAAAGCAGUUUGCAAUGCAUGCAAAGUCUCGGUCAGCACUGGCGCUACAGUGGCUAAAACGGCCAAUACAUCUAAUCUAUGGUCCCAUCUCAGAAGUCACCAUAAAGAAUUAUAUGAAGCGGCAAAGAAGGAGCAGCGCGAAAUGGAAUCUCAGAAAGCACCAUCACACCAGCCUACAGUGGCAGACCUGUUUCAGCGACAAAAACAGUGGGCCAAUUCAGAUGAGAAGUCUAAGCAAAUAGAUAAACUUAUUGCAGAAAUGAUAAUUACUGACAACCAGCCAUUUUCCGUUGUCUCUGAUGUUGGUUUUCAGCGCCUUGUGGCUGCUCUUAAUCCAAGAUAUGCACUUAAAAGCGAGAAGUUUUACCGCACUGAAAAGAUACCUGCAAUCCAUGCAAAGGUUGUGCAAAAGAUAAAAACCCUUAUCCAACCAGAGAAUGCUGGGUUCCCAUUGGCGUUUACCACAGACUGCUGGUCUGGAACAACAGAGUCCCUAAUGAGCCUGACAUGGCACUUCAUUACCAAUGAGUGGGAGAGGAAGCAAGUUGUUUUGGACACGACGGUCAUGGAAGGAUCCCAUACAGGGCAGUACAUCAAGGAUAAAUUCCUUGAAAUGAUUGAGGAAUGGCACAUUGACAAAGAGCGCAUAGCCCUUGUCCUUCGUGACAGUGGUGCCAAUAUGAUGAAAGGCAUGAGGCUUGCUGAAGUGCCAGACCUCAGCUGCACUGCUCACCAGUUGCAGCUUGUUGUAAAUGAUGGCCUGUCCUGUCAGAGAGCAGUGAUUGACACAAUUGCUACAGUGAAGCAUUGUGUCACACAUUUUCAUCAUUCUGUCCUGGCCAAGGACCGUUUGAAAACAAUUCAGCAAGAACUUGGCCUUCCAUUUAAGGCAUGA